UUCCUUCUGCAAACACGCUCAGGGUUCCGUCCUGAGCGCUCUAACUCAGAGGAAAAUGACUUAUUUUAAAAAGCGGUGAAAGCAUCGCAUUCCUUUGGCACAGGAGGAAGACCAGCUCAGCUCCUCAGCCAGUCGAUCUUUGUUUAUUGUUCUCCAGACAGUAAACCACUAUUUCCACAUCGACAAGAUCCUGGGCUGCGUUUCUGUCCGAGUCCUGGCUCCUCAUGAAUAUGAACUGAAGGGCUCUGACCCAGAAAGUGGUAGGUUCUGAGCAGGGUAGAAUGGGGUCUCGGAAAUGCGGAAGCUGCCUGAGUAGUUUGCUGAUUCCUCUUGCACUUUGGAGUAUAAUUGUGAACAUAUUAUUGUAUUUCCCCAAUGGGCAAGCUUCCUAUGCAUCCAGCAAUAAACUCACCAACUACGUCUGGUAUUUUGAAGGAAUCUGUUUCUCAGGUAUCAUGAUGCUUGUAGUAGCAGCAGUUCUUCUUAUAUUGGAGAGUGACAACAACUAUAAAUGUUGCCAGAGUGAAAACUGCAGCAAAAAAUACAUGACAGUGCUGUCGAUGAUCUUUUCUGCUCUCGGAAUUACUUUCUCUGGAUACUGCCUGGUCAUAUCUGCUCUGGGCCUUCUUCAAGGCCCAUAUUGCCGUACCCUUGAUGGCUGGGAGUAUGCCUUUGAAGGCACUGCAGGACGUUUCCUUACAGAUUCCAGAGAAUGGAUUCAGUGCCUGGAACCCGCGCAUGUAGUGGAGUGGAACAUCAUCUUAUUUUCUAUUCUCAUAGUUCUCAGUGGGCUUCAAGUGGUUGUCUGCCUCAUCAGAGUGGUCAUUCAGCUGUCCAAGACCCUCUGUGGAACCUAUUCAGUCAUUAUCCAGCCUGGAAUCAUUUGACAAGGACAAGAAUGUUUUUCUUUAUCAAGAUAUGGCCAUCCACCUGUGUCUCCUGAAUGGACUGGAGGGUCACAUUCAAACGAUGUUUUUUUCUCUCCGGAUGGUGUUUGCUGUCCUCACUGCAAUGCUGUCCUUUUAAAAAUUUUUUCAAGGCUAUGUGUGUCAGGAUCUUCAGAAAUGUUCAUAUCUUUUUGAUCAAAUAAAAUCAAAUAAAAUCAAAUAAAUCCAACUUCAAUAAACUUCACUCUGAAAAUAAAUAAGAAUACAAGAUAAAACUUAAUGCAAACAUAUAUAUUUGAACAUCACUUAAUAUUCUGGAAAAUUAGAAAUACCCAGAAAAUAGAACUUUAUGGAAAGGAUUAAAUAAAGCAUGGUACAUUCUUUGUAA
Messenger RNA from Cervus elaphus (red deer), 1275 nucleotides. It is a transcript of the gene TM4SF18, whose product is annotated as transmembrane 4 L six family member 18. Gene Ontology annotation, cellular component: membrane. The record is from RefSeq and is a predicted model, not a curated record. Lineage: Eukaryota; Metazoa; Chordata; Mammalia; Artiodactyla; Cervidae. The coding region runs from base 282 to 887 and encodes 201 amino acids. The transcript has 6 exons.